Bacillus rossius redtenbacheri is the source of this 1188-nucleotide messenger RNA. Its product is annotated as L-lactate dehydrogenase-like. NCBI's taxonomy places the organism in Eukaryota, Metazoa, Arthropoda, Insecta, Phasmatodea, Bacillidae. Gene Ontology annotation, biological process: pyruvate metabolic process; lactate metabolic process. Gene Ontology annotation, molecular function: L-lactate dehydrogenase (NAD+) activity. The record is from RefSeq and is a predicted model, not a curated record. The transcript has 8 exons. The coding region runs from base 137 to 1126 and encodes 329 amino acids.
GUUUCUCGUAAAUGUGUCCAAAUUCCUAGUGUAAUUUUUUCAUACAUCUAUUCUUCAAAAUUUGGCCUACUUCAACCACGUUAACUUACGUCAAAGACUGUGUUUUCGGCCACCACUGAAAAAAACAUAAGAAACCAUGGCUAACCAACCGGAAGACAAGAUGGCGCGGGCGAUCUUCAGGCGCGGGGACCUGCACGAGACCACGCCUCCCGGCAAGGUGGCCGUCAUCGGCUGUGGCCACGUCGGCGCCGCCAUCGCCUACGCCCUCUGCAUCGAGAACCUGUGCAGCGAGGUGGCGCUGGUGGACGUGGACGAGAAGAAGCUGCAGGGAGAGCUGACUGACCUGCAGCACGCCGCGGCCUGGGCGGAGACCUGCAUCAGCGGCGACACCAGCCUGGACGUCACCAAGGGCUCCAAGCUGUGCGUGGUGACGGCGACGGCGCCGCACGACGAGGACAACCUCCUGGAGAAGAACGUGGCCAUCUUCAAGGAGCUGAUCCCGCAGCUGGUGCAGCUGUGCCCCAACUGCCUCCUGCUGGUCGUCACCAACCCCGUGGAGACGAUGACGUACGUGGCGUGGAAGCUGAGCGGGCUGCCCGAGAGCCGCGUGCUGGGCGCCGGCACGGUGCUGGACUCGGCGCGCUUCCGCUGGGGGCUGGCGCGGCGCCUGGGCGUGCACCCCAGCGCCGUGCGGGCCGGCGUGUCGGGCGCGCACGAGGACAUCCUGGUGUUCAACUGGUGCGGGGUCCACGUGUCGGGCACCCCGCUGCUCGCAGUCAAGAAGGACAUUUGCAAGGAGGAGAACACCUUCACCAACGAGAUCAAGCAGGCCUCGAAAGACAUCGUCAGCGGGAAGGGCUACGUCUCGUGGGGGGUGGCGCUGGGCGUGGCGGCUAUCUGCAGGGCACUGCUGCUCAACACCCUGGAGAUACUGCCCGUGGCGACCUACGUGAAGGGCUGCCGCCACAGCUCGGACCGCAGCGACGUGUUCCUGUCCAUGGCGAGCGUGCUGUGCGAGAACGGCGUGCACUCGGUGGUGAAGUCGCAGCUCACCACCAACGAGCGGUACGCCAUCAUCGACGUGGCCAAGCAGCAGCUGUCCGCGCAGGCAGACACGGGCGUGUAGCGGCCCGCAACCCGCACCUCACCCCACAGCAAUAAAGAACUGUCCUUCACUCCUGGCUUCCA